Molecule: messenger RNA, 3239 nt
Organism: Rhodamnia argentea
Lineage: Eukaryota; Viridiplantae; Streptophyta; Magnoliopsida; Myrtales; Myrtaceae
Product: lysine-specific histone demethylase 1 homolog 2
Exons: 2
Coding region: 541-2790 (749 amino acids)
Molecular function (GO): protein binding; oxidoreductase activity
Source: RefSeq, a predicted model, not a curated record
CGAUUUUAGCUGAGUCAACUCGUUUCCCCUCGAUAAACCCUAACUCGCACCUGGCAGUUCGGCCAAAAUUUUACCUAAUUUCCCACUGAAUAUGGCCCAAGGUGAGUGAUUCCCCAAUUCUUGUGUCCUUGCGUCUUUCUUGCAUGAAGAAGUUUGGUGAUUCGCAUUCCGGUUUCGUUAAAUCUCAAUAUUUUGAAGAAUGGAGGUUUGUUGAGCCUCGUUGGAGAUGAAGGCGCAUUGGAGCGAUUCGACGUUUUCCCAUUAUUACAGUGCGGUUUUGUUGAGUAUUUGAUGAUUUAUGGAGUUUGUUGGGUUUGACUCUGUACGUGACAUGCUGGGAUAAUGUGGAUUGUCUCCAAGAUUGUGAAGGCUGCAUUUUGAAAUGGAAAAGGCUGGGGAGUGGUUCUUUUGGUGCAUUCUCGGUGUCUGUUUGGAAAAGAUUGCCCGUUCAAUGUUCGCGCAAUGGAGAUAAUGAGUGGGAUCCCAAAGAGAUCUUUUUUCAAUAGGGUGAGGGGAGAUCGCGGUUAACUGGUGGCAAAGAUGGACGGAAUAUUAUCUGAUGGUUUAGUUCCUAAGCGUUCGUUGAGAAAGAAAGCAGGUCUGAAGAAUUACAACGAGAACUUGAUUGAUGAGUUCAUAGAUACGCACUUGGGCAGUAGCCCGAGGAAAAGGAACAGGACAAGGGAGGAUUUGGAGAAAGAGACCGAAACUGAGGCCAUGAUGGCUAUCUCUCUUGGCUUCCCGAUUGAUGCGUUGCUCGAAGAGGAGAUCCGGGCUGGAGUGGUGAGGCAAUUGGGUGGCAAAGAGCAAAAUGACUACAUCGUUGUGAGGAACCAUAUACUGGCUAAGUGGAGGAAUAAUGUAAGGAUGUGGAUGUCGAAAGAUAGGAUAAGAGAGACCGUUAGUAGUGAGUACGAGCACUUGAUUGGCUCAGCCUAUGAUUUCCUUUUAUCCAAUGGGUAUAUCAACUAUGGGAUCUUGCCACCAAUGCCCUUAGAGGUUGUUGAAGGGUCUGUUAUAAUCGUGGGUGCAGGACUUGCUGGGCUUGCAGCAGCGAGACAGCUCCUCUCUUUUGGUUUCAAGGUGCUUGUUCUAGAGGGUAGAAAUAGGCCCGGGGGUAGAGUCUAUACUCAAAAGAUGGGUCAAAAGGGCGAUUUCGCAGCUGUGGAUCUAGGUGGCAGUGUGAUCACAGGAAUUCAUGCUAAUCCUCUUGGGGUUCUUGCUAGGCAACUCUCUAUUCCUCUUCAUAAGGUCAGAGAUAAAUGCCCUUUGUAUAAACCUGAUGGCACACCUGUUGAUGAGAAAACCGAUUCCAAGGUUGAGUUUAUUUUUAACAGAUUGCUGGACAAGGUCAUGGAAUUGAGACAAAUAAAGCGUGGUUUUGCGCAUGAUAUCUCUUUGGGCGCUGUCUUGGAGACGCUGAGGCAAUUGUUUGGUGUGGCGAGAAGCAGAGAGGAAAUGCAACUUCUUGACUGGCACUUUGCAAACUUGGAAUAUGCCAAUGCUGGAUGUCUUUCAAAUUUGUCGGCAGCAUACUGGGAUCAGGAUGAUCCUUAUGAAAUGAGUGGCGAUCAUUGCUUUCUUGCCGGAGGGAAUGGGAGGUUGGUAAAAGCUUUGAGUGAAGGAGUCCCCAUUUUCUAUAACAAGAUUGUCAAUAUGAUAAGAUAUAACGAGGAUGGGGUUGAGGUAAUUGCUGGGGAUCAAGUGUUCCAAGCAGAUGCAGUCCUAUGCACUGUACCGCUUGGUGUUUUGAAGAAACGAACCAUAAAAUUUGAGCCAGAAUUACCUCUAAGGAAGCUUGAAGCAAUUGAAAGGUUGGGUUUUGGAUUAUUAAAUAAAGUCGCGAUGGUUUUUCCUCAUGUUUUCUGGGGAGAAGAUCUGGACACAUUUGGUUGUCUCAGUGAAGAGGGCCAAAACCGUGGAGAGUUCUUUCUGUUCUAUAGUUAUCACACGGUUUCAGGUGGUCCUGUACUUAUUGCACUUGUGGCCGGAGAAGCUGCCCAAGCAUUUGAAUACAUGGAUCCAUGCACAUCACUUAGUCAUGUUUUGAGCAUACUCAGAGGUAUAUAUCAUCCGAAAGGCAUUGACGUGCCUGACCCCAUACAAUCGAUAUGUACAAGAUGGGGAAGCGAUCCCCUUUCUUGUGGCUCAUAUUCCCAUAUAAGAGUGAACUCAUCUGGUAGCGAUUAUGACGUUCUUGGAGAGAAUGUGGGUAACCGGCUUUUUUUCGCUGGGGAAGCCACAAGUAGGCAGUACCCAGCCAGCAUGCAUGGUGCCUUCUUGAGUGGGUUGAAAGAAGCUUCACACAUUUCUCGUGCUGCCAGGGAUUGGGAAACCACUCCAAGAAAGUUUGUGCAUAGAAAUAUCGGGCCAAGCAGUGAUUUGCUAGUGGAUUUGUUCCUGAAGCCUGAAUUAGCAUUUGGGAAUUUCAUGGUCAUUUUCGAUCCUUCAAAUGAUGACCCAAAAUCAAUGGCCAUAUUGAGAGUUAACUUUGACAGUAAUAAAUUCAGUUUGCGUGGCAAUUUAGAUAGCUUCCAUGAGCACUCUACUAAUGGACCAUUGCCACUCUACACAAUAUUGACUCGUGAAGAGGCUAAGGACCUGCAAUUAAUGAGUGGGGGAGAUGACAGCAGAUUAUCAUACUUGACUAAGACACUCUAUCUGAAGUUAAUGGGGCUUAGUGCGGUUGGAAAUAUUGCUAACUCCUUGAUUAGUAGCAUUGCCAGUGCCCGGAGACUUAGGGGCAAGAAUCGUCUUUUCUAUGGAUAUAAGUACAAUGUACAUACCUAGCUAGUCCUUGGUCCCUUGUCAAUUUUUUUGCUUAGAUUUGGCAAGGAUUUCAUUUAUCAAUAGGACAUACCAAAAUUUAUUGCAGUCUGAAGGACACUGAUUAGGUCUGCUGAACAAUUUUUUGAGUUGGCCGUUUCGGAGAAGUAAUGACCCAAGAAGUAAUGACCGAAGGAUGUGUAUGUGAUGUGUUGUGGAGUAGCUCAAACAAUGUAUUACUCGCAUUUGCAGAGGAGGAGGAAAAUUUUGCUGGACUUUGGGACACCCGUUCGUCCUUAUCGGGCUUCACUGUAGUCGUUUUGUGCUUUUCUCUGGCCUUUUUGUCUCUGCAAAGUGCAAUUGUGUGUACACCUUUGGAUGUUGUUUGUAAAAGUGAUGAAUAGCUGAUGCUGAAGAGAUGGUUGACUUUUCACGAUUUUGAUGGAUUGGUGAGAGAAAUCUCGGUUACAGAA